Messenger RNA from Leishmania braziliensis MHOM/BR/75/M2904, 1404 nucleotides. RefSeq lists its product as hypothetical. The transcript has a single exon. The record is from RefSeq and is a predicted model, not a curated record. The coding region runs from base 1 to 1404 and encodes 467 amino acids. Lineage: Eukaryota; Euglenozoa; Kinetoplastea; Trypanosomatida; Trypanosomatidae.
AUGCCCUUGUCCUGCGUCGCCAAAGCUGAGGAUGUCUUGCAGAAGACUGUGCAUCUCUCCAGAGGCGGCCUCUGCGCAGAGUUCACAGCGGAGGACAUCCAGCGCAUCACGGACGCCGACGUGCUCCGCUACCUCUCCACCCACUCUAAUGCACGCACCGAAUUGGACGGCGGUAUCAACACCGCACCUGUUGAAAAGUCGCUCGCUCCUGUGACGGGGGCGGCAGACAUGGAGGUGCACAUGGAGGCCUUGCAGGAGGCGAUCAGCACAUUUAUUACAGUGGUCGACAACGAGGGGUGCCGCUACGAGAUCCGCGUCGGGGCCCUUGGGCACGUGCAGGUGCCCAUUGACGACGACAGUUACGCGGAUGGAGCCUCUCUGCAUGAAGACGAGGGGGAUAUAGAGGUGGCGCCAGCAAGUGACGCUGUGCAUGUUGGCAUGUCUGGAGAGAAGUCGGCGGUGACCGAGGAAGCCACAUCAGCCGCCGUCUCUCGACCGUCUAGCGAGGUGACACCGGCAGCAAGCCACCAAAAGGGCUGGCCAGUGCGACGUCCCCAGCCGUCGAAGCCGGUUCGCCCGGCGCGGGCUGCAGCGCACCUCAGUGCGCGAGUGCGCCAGCAGAAUCGUUUCUCUCCCUCUACUUCAUUAGCGCGACCCUCCCAGGCGAGUCAACUCUCUACGUCGAGGCCGACUACGCUCCCUGUGCGGCCACAGGCGAGCCUGACAGACAACGAGGCGGCGCGUGUCAAUCACUUGCUGGACCCCUCCGCUAUCGCUGCUCUAAUGUCCAGCCCGUAUGUACUUGACGCAGAGAAGGAAUCGCGCCUUCGAGCACUGGAGGCAUUGACGCGACGCUAUGCAGCCGUCCGAGGAGUAGUGGUGGCCGAAGAUGCCCUGCAGCACAUCGAUAAUGUGACGAAUGACGUGUUUGCCGCUGCCGCAGUGCCUAAUGUCGCAGGGAGAGCCACGGAUCUCGGAAACGCCUACAUGCACUAUGCAGAGGAACGUGAGAAGGCGGCACAGCAGCUGCGCUCGGUGAAUGAUCGCCUCCGUGCGCUGCAACGACGAGCCGAGGCGGUAGCGCUAGCCCCGGCUGACGACGUACCCUCAUCUAUUGCAGUACUGCGGCCGUCCUGGGCGCAGCCCACAGCACCUGUAAUGGAGGAAGCGGAGAUUCAGCGUCUGCUGGUCCUCGCGCACGAAGAGGAGGCCAGGGCGAAGGAGACGGAGAUGGAGUGCGCUUUACCACCGACACCUGCCGAACCACUCAGUGGGUUGCGCUGCCUUUUGGUUGAGGCCUCCGCGCGUGCAGCAGAUCUUCUGGCAAAAUACGAGUCUGCACCGCCAGUGCUGCGCUCUGAAGCGGUGGCGAUGACCGACGAUGCGUCCCACAGCGGCCCUUAA